GUGGUGGAUCUGCUGGUGGCCAUGUGUAGAGCCGCUCUCGAGUCGCCCCGCAAGAGCAUCAUCUUUGAGCCGUACCCGUCUGUGGUGGAUCCCAAUGAUCCCAAAACACUCGCCUUCAACCCCAAGAAGAAGAAUUAUGAACGUCUGCAGAAAGCGCUAGACAGUGUGAUGUCUAUUCGGGAAAUGACACAGGGCUCGUAUCUGGAGAUUAAGAAGCAGAUGGAUAAACUGGAUCCUCUGGCUCAUCCGUUAUUGCAGUGGAUUAUCUCCAGUAACCGGUCUCAUAUAGUCAAGCUGCCUCUCAGUAGGCAGCUGAAGUUCAUGCACACGUCUCAUCAGUUUUUGCUGUUGAGCAGCCCGCCGGCAAAAGAAGCUCGAUUUCGCACUGCUAAGAAACUCUACGGCAGCACUUUUGCCUUCCAUGGUUCCCAUAUCGAGAACUGGCACUCGGUUCUGAGGAACGGAUUGGUCAACGCCUCCUAUACUAAACUGCAGCUGCAUGGAGCAGCGUAUGGGAAGGGCAUUUAUCUGAGCCCCAUUUCCAGCAUCUCCUUCGGAUACUCAGGAAUGGGGAAGGGUCAGCAUCGCAUGCCCACUAAAGAUGAACUGGUACAGCGGUAUAACCGAAUGAACACCAUGCCACAGAGUCGCCCGAUUCAGUCGCGUUUCCUCCAGAGCAGAAAUUUAAACUGCAUCGCUCUCUGUGAAGUGAUCACAUCCAAAGACCUGCAGAAACAUGGGAACAUCUGGGUGUGUCCGGUGUCUGACCAUGUCUGCACGCGCUUCUUCUUCGUGUAUGAAGACGGUCAGGUGGGAGAUGCUAAUAUUAACACACAGGAGCCCAAAAUCCAGAAGGAGAUCAUGCGUGUGAUCGGCACUCAGAUCUACUCCAGCUGAAGCUUUUCUAGACACUGACCGAUGGAGGAGUCCGAACACUUUCCUAUGGGACACGGUGUGCUAUUGGGAAGAAAACGACAAGAACUGUGCUUUUUAUAUGGAAUAAGCCCCGCCCAUAGCCCCUCCCAUAAAGCAGAUGUCAGUCAAAAGCAGACCAGCGCCUGAUUGGAGGAGACGGUCAGCCGAUGAACUCGCUCAAACUUGAACUCGUCUUUCCUUUGAUGCUUAUUUUUCAGUUCAGCUCACUCGAGAUAUCUGUGAACGUGAAAACAAGCCGUGUUUAUUAUGGUUUCUCUGUCUCCGGGUAGUAAAUGAUGUGCGUUCUUAUUGUGUUUGUACACCACGUUAUCUUUUCUCUCCUACGCUGCUGUUUUUCUGACUGAUGACAUGAAUUAUUAAUAACCCAGACGUGUUUAUCUCUGA
Messenger RNA from Danio rerio (zebrafish), 1320 nucleotides. Lineage: Eukaryota; Metazoa; Chordata; Actinopteri; Cypriniformes; Danionidae. The record is from RefSeq and is a predicted model, not a curated record.